Molecule: messenger RNA, 1190 nt
Organism: Branchiostoma floridae (Florida lancelet)
Lineage: Eukaryota; Metazoa; Chordata; Leptocardii; Amphioxiformes; Branchiostomatidae
Product: histone H1-like
Exons: 1
Coding region: 404-1024 (206 amino acids)
Biological process (GO): nucleosome assembly; chromosome condensation; negative regulation of DNA recombination
Cellular component (GO): nucleus; nucleosome
Molecular function (GO): structural constituent of chromatin; double-stranded DNA binding; nucleosomal DNA binding
Source: RefSeq, a predicted model, not a curated record
GCGUUUGAGUGAGACAUAAGCGUACAUGUGCUUUCUCUAUGAAAGUCGAGUUUGCGUGUUAUGAAUUCAUACAGUCACCCAUUCCUUUGCAAACUGGAUGAGCCGUUGAACGUAGUCGAACGCCCCGCUCACUUUUUCCGAAGCGUGCUUACCGAAAAAAAUGUCAAAUAUCUCAAGAUCUAGGGACUACUGACCAGCCGCUACCAUGAAAUUAGUAAGUCGGACAUGUGCUCCUGUACGGAAACCGGUCCAACGUUAUGUUUGAUGGCCGGGAAAGGAGACAUUUCACCGUAAAGUUAGAAAAGAAACACAAAUUUCGCCGGUACGGACAAUAGCACACAGACAAGCUGUCGUGUUUCCGAUCACGUCCGCACCAUGACUACUUGUACGCCAGCAUGACAAGAUGUCGGGUUCAUUUGCACGUCUAUCGCAGAUUUGUCACGCCAGCAUGUCCGCCGCACCAUCGUCCCCCAAGAAGGCCAGCAAGCCCAAGAAGGCCCCUGCGGCUCACCCGCCCACCACCGCCAUGAUCACGGCGGCUGUGGAAUCACUCAAGGACCGCACGGGUUCUUCGGUGCCGGCCAUCAAGAAGUACAUCGCCGCCAACUACAAGUUCGACGUGGAGAAGAAGUCUCACUUCAUCAAGCGGGCCCUGAAAGCCUUGGUGGAGAAGGGUACCCUGCUCCAGGUGAAGGGAACCGGGGCAUCGGGAUCCUUCAAAAUCAACGUGGCAGCCAAGAAGGCGGCCGAGAAGGCCGCCAAGAAGACUACCAAGAAGCCUGUCAAGAAACCCGUGGCCAAGAAGGCCGCCAAACCCAAGACCACCAAGCCUAAAAAGCCCAAGGCUAAGAAGGCUUCCACCCCCAAGAAGUCUACCAAGAAGCCAGCGGCCAAGAAGUCUACCAAGAAGACUCCGACAAAGAAACCUGCUGCCAAGAAAGCUGCCACCAAAAAGACUCCGGUAAAGAAGGCCGCCAAGAAGACGGCGCCCGCCAAGAAGGCGACCAAGCCCAAGAAGAAGUAGAGACCUGACCGUCACAUUGAGUCUGCAAACCCCGGCCCUUUUCAGGGCCACCCACAUCCUCACAAAAGAACUAUGUCAAUCACGUCUCAAAGUUAUACAUUUUCCACACGAAUACACACUAUCCGGCCAAAUAAUUGAUGAUAAACGAAAUAAGAUACAAUGUAAG